GAAAAGGGGAGUGUGUGAUGAGAGAGGCAGGGGCCACCGCUGCAACUAGUCCCUUCAACUUUAAAACGGAAAAGACUCGGACGAAGUAACGGGAUUUUAUUGCACUUAUUAUUAUUUUAGUUUUUAUUACAGUAGCAACAGACAACUGGAUUGCGAGGUAGAUCGCAUAAGAAGGGACAUUUUAGGAGGGAGUGUGCUUUCAGAACUAGUGUAGUUUGUGUAGACUUGCCCGUUAAUAAGAGUUUGCUGGUUAUUUGUUUUGCGGGGGCGCCAGACAGUAAUUUGUUGAACUAUGGCGCUCAAGGCGAGGGCUUUAUACGAGUUCAAUUCCGAAAACCCAGGGGAGAUAUCGUUAAAGGAACGUGAAAUAGUGAGUGUGUACAGCGAACAGGACAUUGAAGGCUGGCUAGAAGGGUCCAACAGCAAAGGCGAGAGAGGUCUCUUCCCCGCGUCCUACGUCGAGAUCCUAAAUAACGAUACCGCGUCCACGUUUAAUAAUAACAGCACGUCAGACGAUACUUACCGGGGAUCCCGAUACGCCAAUAUUCCAACCGGAGGUUUCGGGGACGCCUCGAAUAAAACAUUAAAUCAAAUUGAAAACUUGUCCAAAACAUCAAUAAUAUCGUCUGGGUUUACAGCGUCCUCGCCGCUUGCCCCAGAGCAGCAGCAGCAGCACGGUUACCAAGCCAGCCAGGGCAGUGAUGAAGACUGGGAUGAAGACUGGGAUGACACCUCGACAGUGGCUGACGAGCCCGUAGUUGUUGGUGGUAGUUUUCACCAAGGGGAUUUUGACGGCAAUGGCUCGUCUACAUAUAGCGUGUCAACAUCUUCUAUGUCCAGAAGUGGCAACGCUCCACAAGCCAAGAGCUCUGCCACGGUCAGUAGAAACCUCAAUAGGUUUUCAACAUUUGUGAAAUCAGGAGGUGAAGCGUUCGUGUUAGGUGAGGCAGCUGGGUUUGUGAAAGAUGGGGAUAAGAUCUGUGUUGUAACGGGACAAUACGGUCCAGAAUGGCAGGAAAACCCAUACCCCUUCGCCUGUACCAUAGACGACCCCACCAAGCAGACCAAGUUCAAAGGGAUGAAGAGUUACAUUGCCUACAAGCUGACGCCCACCCACACACAGACCCAGGUCAACAGAAGGUAUAAACACUUUGACUGGCUCUACGCCAGGCUGGUGGAGAAGUUCCCUGUCAUCUCGGUGCCCCACAUCCCAGAGAAACAGGCCGCGGGGCGGUUUGAGGAGGACUUCAUCUCUAAAAGGAGGAAAGGGUUGAUAUGGUGGAUGAAUCACAUGACUAGUCACCCGGUCCUGUCCAGAUGUGACGUGUUCCAGCACUUCCUCUCCUGCAACAGCAUGGACCAGAAGUCAUGGAAGCAGGGGAAGAGGAAGGCAGAGAAGGACGAGAUGGUGGGGGCUAACUUCUUCCUCACUAUCUCCACGCCCUCCGGACCCCCCCUGGACCUGGUCGAGGUCGAGUCCAAGAUCGACGGCUUCAAAGCUUUCACUAAGAAAAUGGACGACAGCGUGGUCCAGGUCAACGCCACCACCAACGAGUUCGCCCGGAAACAGAUCACGGGGUUUAAGAAGGAGUACCAGAAAGUGGGCCAGGCGUUUAAUGUCCUAGGACAGGCGUUUGAGCAGGACCAGCAGGCGUAUUCAGUAGGGUUGAACCAGGCCAUAGCGUAUACAGGAGAAGCAUACGAUGCUAUCGGAGACUACUUUGCAGAGCAGCCGAGACACGAUGUGGAUCCGUUAAUGGAUUUGUUACAGCUGUACCAGGGACAUCUGGCCAACUACCCUGACAUCAUCCACGUACAGAAAGGAGCACUUAACAAGGUGAAGGAGUCCCAGAAGCACGUUGAGGAAGGCAAGAUGGACGCUCGUCAGGCGGAUGGAGUCAACGAGCGCUGUAACAUCAUCUCCUUCGCCACACUGGCAGAGAUGCAGCACUUCCACCAGGUCCGGGUGAGGGACUUCAAGGCCCAGAUGCAGCAGUAUCUAACCGAGCAGAUUGGCUUCUUCCAGAAGAUCACUGGAAAGCUGGAGGAGGCCCUGCAGAAGUAUGACGACGCUUAGAGGAGAGAGGGGUGGGAGGGACACCUCUGAUUGGUUUAGAUCUGAUCGGGCACUUUCUGAUUGGUCCAGAUCUCAGAUCCGGCCCCCCUUAAUAGGUCUAGAUGGUUACAGAUCUGACCCUUGACCUUGCUUAUUCAGACAAUCAUCGACAUUACAGUCAACCCGCCUGACCGCAAUACAAUCCACUGUGAGAAAAAGACAGAGAAACCGGGAUAGUUUCCUGAAGCCUGGAAGUUGAUUCCAUGUUUGGUGAAUACUGUUGAAGGACUUGGAGUUGACAGAUUUCUGUUUUUAACAGGGUUGGUAAAAAGCGUCAAACAUGAGAUUGAUUAGCUGUCAUUAGCAAAGGGUCUAUAUAAUGUCCCACAGUUGACAGUGCAUGUCAGAGCCAAGGACAAUCCAUGAAGUGCAAAGCUGUCAUCAAGGUAAAAGGUGGCUACUUUGAAGAAUCUCAAAUAUAAAAUAUAUGUA
Molecule: messenger RNA, 2548 nt
Organism: Oncorhynchus gorbuscha (pink salmon)
Lineage: Eukaryota; Metazoa; Chordata; Actinopteri; Salmoniformes; Salmonidae
Product: sorting nexin-18-like
Exons: 3
Coding region: 293-2077 (594 amino acids)
Biological process (GO): mitotic cell cycle; endocytosis; cleavage furrow formation
Cellular component (GO): cytoplasmic vesicle; plasma membrane
Molecular function (GO): phosphatidylinositol binding; protein binding
Source: RefSeq, a predicted model, not a curated record